CCUAGAAACACACAGGCUGUCUUCUUCUUCUUCUUCUUCAAUCAGUGUUGAUUGAACUUGUAUAUCAUCUCUCUAUGUAUGUCCUUUUAUCAUAUUUUGUUGGAUUUUCAACUACUAUAUCAUCAUCUUCUUCUGCAUAAUUUAUUUUAUUUGGCCGAUGGAUCCAGAGUCUUUGGGAAAUACUACUAGUAAGGCCCCUAGGAAGGUUAGAUUUGCUCCAAAAGGUCCUCCUCGCAGAGUGCAAAAGCCUGUUGUACCAAAAAUUGAAAAGACUGAAACUAUCGAUGCUGAUGCCCAGGCACAGGAAUUGUUGAGACGUUUCAAUGAAGCUUCAGGAAAAGUAAAGCCUAAAGUUGAAAAGAAAGUAGCAUCUACACAAAUUGCAUUUGGUUAUGGAGGUCAAUCAAAUUCCAUAAAAUCAUAUGGUUCUCUAAAGGGUGGGAUUGGUGUUAACAAUGAUGGAGGUGGUGGUGCUUAUUCCUCAGUCUUGGGAGACCAGAAAGAAUACAAGGAACCAUGGGAUUAUUACAGCUAUUAUCCCAUAACUCUUCCUUUAAGGAGGCCUUAUUCUGGAAAUCCAGAACUUCUUAAUGAAGAGGAAUUCAGGGAAGCUUCAGAAAAUGUAACUUAUGAUGAACAUUCAAUAAGGCCUGCAAAUGAUCUUGGUCUACAGGAGGAGAAUCUGGAAGCAAGCAUUUUCUUCCUACAGUUGCCAGCAAAUAUGCCUAUGGUGAAGCAAUCUGCCAAUGCAGAGGGCCAGGAGAUGGUCAACAACUCAGAGCCGCCCAAGAGUGCAGGUCCCUCAAAAAAGGGAUGUAGUUUGGAUGAGUUACCGGGAGGUUUUAUGGGAAAAAUGUUAGUAUACAAGAGUGGUGCUGUCAAGCUGAAGCUUGGUGAUAUCAUUUAUGAUGUUUCUGCAGGUUCGGAUAGUGAGUUUGCCCAGGAUGUUGUUGCCAUCAAUACAGAAGAGAAGCAUUGUUGCGUUGUUGGGGAACUCAGCCAACGUGCCGUGAUAACCCCAGAUGUGGACUCUAUCUUAAACAGUAUUUCUGAUUUGUAGUAGUUUGGCUCACUUACCAUAAAAAUUUUGGUUCACACAUGAUGGAAUCUGAUAGAUGUUAUUUAUUAUUUAUUUUUUGCAAACAAAGUGAGUAGCAACUUAGGAUAUAGAUUCAUUUAGAAUUUUUUAUCAUAAAUAUUCAAUGAGGAAAGUUGAGAAGUUGAAGAGAAAUAUAUGAAAAAUUCUUACAAGAAACAAAUAAAAGAGAAGGAUUUACCUGUCAA
This is a messenger RNA of Camellia sinensis, 1284 nucleotides long. Lineage: Eukaryota; Viridiplantae; Streptophyta; Magnoliopsida; Ericales; Theaceae. The record is from RefSeq and is a predicted model, not a curated record.